Molecule: messenger RNA, 1950 nt
Organism: Fonsecaea nubica
Lineage: Eukaryota; Fungi; Ascomycota; Eurotiomycetes; Chaetothyriales; Herpotrichiellaceae
Exons: 2
Coding region: 1-1950 (649 amino acids)
Source: RefSeq, a predicted model, not a curated record
AUGGCACUCAGCAGUGCUUCGCAAACGAAAGCCAUCAACACGGGUCACUGCACGCCAACAGCGACCUCUUGUCGUCCUGCCAAUGUCCCCUCUCCCGACACCAGCAUGAUAGAUCUGGAGACGAGCAUUUCUCAGGGGCUACAGUUUGGGAGUGACAAGGAUACAAAGAUGGAUGGCCAGGUGUAUGGCAGCGACUGUGCUCCUCAACCCGUACUCAUGUCCAAACCUCGAGUCUCAAGCAUCCAAGCUCCUACUAUCGAAUACCCGAAGAAUCAUUUACUCGGCAUUCCUCUAGAAGUUCGCGACACCAUUAUAGGCCUGGUUCAUGCGACCAAGCAGGUGGUUGGUGCUCGCCCUUCCACCGGGUGUGCGACAUUUCAGCUCGUCUGCCGUCAGACGUAUCACGAAACAUACUGCUACUUCAAUACCGAGACCACUGUACUCACACCAGCCAAUCGACUUGAAGAAUUCCUCGGGAGAUCGCUGAACGUUGCCACAAUCAGAAGCAAGGCUUACCGGAGCGUCAGAAGCCUCUUUCUCGAAGUUCCGCACAACAGCGACCCGAUUGUAUUCCUCCAACUGGCCGAGGUCUUGAAACAUUCAAUCCAGCUUGAAGAGCUGCACCUGUUCGGAAUCGGGGCAGAUGGUUGUGGAGAAAACACGAGUUCUUCUGCCCAUCCUUGUGGAAAACAUGACACUUUGAUGAUGCCAGCAGCCCGCAUGCUAUCCAUUGAUGGACAGCAGUACCAAUGUCGCCUAGCUAUGGUCAACAGCAUCCCAUGGCUAAAGAGAUUAAGGGUUCUAGUUCUGGAUAACCUCAACCUUCCUUUGCUUCAAUCGCAUGUUCUCAAGAACAAACCACAUCUGGAAACAUUGUACAUCGCAGCAGAUCCACGAACCGUGCUGCAUGGGGCGUACGCGAACAAGAUCGCCUAUACAGUUGGCAACCUCGUCUUCCCGCCGGACGGAAAGGCUUCUCCGGUCAAACAACUCCGCGUCGAUUCCAAUGCCAUUCUCACUGCAAGUCAGAUCACCUUGAAGACGGCCAGGACCCUAGAAAGUCUCGAGUUUGUCAUCCCCGAUAUGUUGUUUCAAUCGCAUACGAAGGGAAUCAACUUCUACAGGGAAGCCACCAUUAUGUUCCAUAACCUUCACAUUUUUGCGAGACAAUUGCGUGAACUCAAGAUCUGCGUCCAUGGUGUCAUUUCGGAACACUGCCAUCGACACGCAAAUUUCAUGGGAGCUCUCAAAGACUGCAUUUCACGCAUGAGAUCUCUGCAGCUCAUUGAACUCCACGUCAAUGUUCGAUCACCUUGGUUUGCCCAAGAAUUCAUUGAAGCGGUACCUCGGUCUGUCACUCGACUCUACCUCACCGACCUCCUCGUCCAGAGAGAUCUCAGUGGGAUCUCAGACUUGGUUGCUGACAAAACCAAGACGCCUUUGUCGUAUUCGAGCGAUGUCGAAGCCCAUGCCAUUGGAGAGGAUCUUAAGAGAACAGAUUACAUCGAGUUCAGCAACCAUCGCCUGGCCUUUGUAGGUUACGAGUACGAGGUUUUGGUCAAGGAGACUGCUGCGGAGGCGCAAGCGGAAGCCAGAACUAUGGACAGAUUCCUGAAUCUCAAUGGCAGAAUGUUGGACAAAGAACGAAACCGACACCUGGCUCCACUGGAGGGGAGAGGCAUACGGUUCAAGAAGGGCAGCAUUGGAAUCACUGGGCUGACCUUGACAUCUCAGGGUGAAGAUGCUACUCGUACACAAGCAAAAGUUGAGAAAUAUCGCAAAGUCCUGGACAAGUGCGGCUUGGGAGACAAUGAAUAUUUUGGGAACGAAAAUGCCGCACAAGCCAUCUUUGACGCCGAGCCCGCGGCCAAGGGCGGCGACUACAGCUAUCCGGUGACUGUAGAGGUUGAGGAGGAGUUCAAGUUUUCCAACCACUGGCUGAGUAAGUGA